Molecule: messenger RNA, 2974 nt
Organism: Archocentrus centrarchus (flier cichlid)
Lineage: Eukaryota; Metazoa; Chordata; Actinopteri; Cichliformes; Cichlidae
Product: probable G-protein coupled receptor 149
Exons: 5
Coding region: 219-2540 (773 amino acids)
Biological process (GO): neuropeptide signaling pathway
Cellular component (GO): neuron projection; plasma membrane
Molecular function (GO): neuropeptide binding; G protein-coupled receptor activity
Source: RefSeq, a predicted model, not a curated record
GCACUCCGGCUGCGCGGUUUGAACGGUGGACACAGGUGCCUCCUGACACGCUCUCACAUCCAAGAGACUGGAAAGCUUCUGCACGCGUUCCCAGUUGGAUGGUGAUUUCCUAAACAUGCGGCGGAUUCUGUGCCAUUCUAACGUCGUUCCAGCGUGAUAAACUUUACAAGCUAAUGAGUCCGAUUUGAACAAUUAAAAGUGCCAAAAGAGGCAGAACAAUGAAUUCAGUGGAAAUGUCCACGACGUAUCAAAGCUCCCCGGCGCCUAACCAAAGCUACCUUCCAACGGCCACCUACGACACGCCAGACCCCUCCGAGAUGGAGAGGCAAAUCCGCCUGCUGCUUUUCGGUUUGUGCGUAACCAUCGCCUUUGUAACGUUAGUUGGAGGUGUGUAUUCGCUGCUAUCUGUCCUCCGGAUGAGGAAAAAAACCUCCUUGUGUGUCAUUGUGGCUUCCAUGUCUGUGGACGACCUGCUCAGUUUGGUCCCCCUCGCUUUGUUCAUGCUCCUUCAGUGGGAGGCAAAUGGAGGUGAAGGGUCGGGCAGCCUGUGCACUUUAGCUGGACUUCUGUACGUGUUCCAGGGUGUUUCCAGCAAUAUGAAGGCUUGCCUUAUAGCAGCCUACACUUUUUAUGUCACCAAGAGAUUUGGAGUGCUUCAGUCUGUGCGCCGGCCACUAAAAGUAAUGUGGGCUAUCGCCGGUGUGUGGGCGGUCAGCCUGGCCGUUAGUGUCUUACCUUUAUGCGGAUGGGGAAGCUUUACGCCGGCCUCUCUUGGGUGUUUCCCAGAGAGUGACAGUUUUUACAUCUUGCUGCUCUUCUCUUUGUAUUUUCUGUGUUUUUGCGGGUUGUUAUUUUUCUUCAUCCCCCUCACCUACCAGUUGCUGUGCUCCAGGGAGCCCCAAAGGAAUUUACUGUACCCGAGCUAUCUGGAGAUGGCAGGACUGAGUGGCACCACUCCUCUCUGUGAUUUACAGUCUUUUUCCCGGGACAGCCUGAAUAAAAGUUUCGGGGCGUACAACGAACUGAGUCCAAGUUCGUGCGGGACAGAACUCAGGGAGAAAGAGGACAGCAGUCUGUCCCCAGUGUCUGCCAGCGUUCGAAGGACAGCUGCUGUCGGGGAUACGCCAGUGGUGUUUGCACAAAAGCGCUUUUCCAUGAUCCUGGCCGUUGUCAGAGUUAUUUUAUGGAUGCCAAUGAUGACUUUGGUACUGGUACGGCAUGCAAUGAAUGCACGCAGCUCUUCCCUGGAGACGCUGAGCUUCUUUCUCACUCUGCUUGCGCCUGCAGUCACUCCGUUAUUCAUGCUUUCUGAGCGCUGGAUCCACAUGCCAUGUGGCUGCUUCAUUAACUGCAAACAGGAACCAACACCAGAAUCCUCAGUGAUGAAAAGAAGAUUUAAGUUCAACCUUUCCUUCCAACAAGGCUAUGGAGUGUACAAGUUGUCACAUGCAACCAUGUCACAUAACAGUCCUCCCAUUGAGAAGCCUGCUUAUCACAGCCUUUUUAACUGUGACUUUCCUAAUACCGGUCAUGAUGCACUUCAAAGUGGUGGGCUCUCUAGGCUGGAGCCCAAUUUUGAUUUCAGCACCACAUGCCCAGUGGACAGCUCCUCUCAUGCAGACCUUCUAUUGGAAGCAGUGGCUGGUGGAGGGGAGGCACUGGCUGAUUGUCCUCUACUUCCCCAUGAGAACCACGGGGAUGAUGAGAAAUUCCACUGUGUCCCUUCGCUGGCUUCCCAUCAUCGGGAACAGGAUCACAGUCUCACUGACACAUCAUCAGUGUUUGAGGGGCCUGAAAGGAGGCUUUCGCAUGAAGAGUGUCGGAAAAUCGAGCUGACAGACUGGGAGUGGUGCAGGAGUAAAUCCGAGAGAACACCGAGACAGCGGUCAUCAGGUGGGCUAUCAAUCCCCCUGUGCGCCUUUCAGGGAACUGUAUCUUUACAAGCCCCUACAGGGAAGACGCUGUCUCUCUCCACCUACGAAGUCAGCAGUGACGGUCGAAAAAUUUCCCCAAACAAUGCCAAAAAGGUGGAAGUAUAUCGCUCCAAGUCAGUUGGCCAUGAGCCCAGUGCAGAUGAAACAGCAUCAGGAGUCCAGGCUGGAGAUGUGAAUGCCAGCUGCGUAGGAAUGGGGAUGGAGAUCGGAAUGGAGAUGGGGAUUGGAGCUGGCGUGGGGGACACCAACGUAAAGAUCCACCUUGAAGUUCUGGAGAUUUGUGACAAUGAAGAGGCCAUGGACAGCGUCUCUAUCAUAUCUAACAUCAGUCAGUCUUCCACCCAUGCCCGCUCGCCAUCACUUCGUUACUCACGAAGGGAGAACCGCUUUGUCUCCUGUGACCUGGGCGAGACUGCUUCUUAUUCCCUGCUCAUCCCCAGCAGCGGCACUACAGAAGCAGAGACCAUAAAUAUCACUAUACCUGACACUGUGGAAGCUCAUCGGCAGAACAGCCGACGGCAGACACAGGAGAGCUCGGGGUAUCACGAGGAGAUACAGCUGCUCAAUGAGGCCUACAGAAAGCAAGCUGGGGAGAGGGAAGAGUGACAUACAUACAUACAGAAUAAUAAUAAGGUGGCUCUCGGGAGGAGGUUGGAAAAAGCACCUCAGACAGUAAAGGCUGUGAGACAAAUUUCCUAAUCAUUCCACAUUUACUUCUUUCUGAUCACCACUCUAACAGAGAUGACAAGUGACCCAAAUAGAGGCUUAGCUGAAGACUGUAAUAGUCUGUUCCUCUUAAGCUGAGGAGAGCACAUUUACUGCCUAUAUGUAGAGUAUACAGUGAUAGAUUAGACUGUAAAAUGAUAUAUAGUAGUAAAUCGAGUGAAACACAGACCUAAAUGAAGUAAACCAAAUGGAGGGUAGAUGAGAACCAGUAUUAUAGCAGUGCAUCUGUAUUCCUGCUUUCACCACAUGGCAGUUUGUUAUCACAGAAGAGGAUAGUACGAGAAAAAAAUCAGAUGUUUUUUAAAAAAAAAAAA